CGGCGGCGGCGGCGGGAUGGCCCGGGCCCGCGGCCAGGCCCCGGGGAGCGGCGGUCGGCGGCGGCCGCGGCGGGGCGGCGCGGGAACCGGGCCCCGGGGGGAGUCGGCCGGGCUGCUGCUGCUGCUGCUCCAGGUGCUGCCGCCCGGGGCUGCGGCAGGGCCGGGGCGCCGGGGCACGCGGGGCGCCGGCGGCGGCGGCGGCGGCGUCUGCUGGCCCGGCGCUGCCCCUGCCUUUCCCCGGGACGCGCGGCUGCUUCUGCUCCUGCCGCCGCUGCCGCCCCUGUCGCCGCCGCCGCCGCCGAGCUCCGCGCCCGCCGCCUCCGCCUCCCGGAUGGACGCUCUGCCCCGCGGCGGGCUCAACCUGAAGGAGGAGCCGCUGCUGCCCGCCGGUCUGGGCUCGGUGCGCUCCUGGAUGCAGGGAGCGGGCAUCCUGGACGCCAGCACCGCGGCGCAGAGUGGCGUGGGCCUGGCACGAGCACAUUUUGAGAAGCAGCCCCCCUCCAACCUCAGGAAAUCCAACUUCUUCCACUUUGUGCUGGCCAUGUACGACCGGCAGGGGCAGCCCGUGGAGGUGGAGCGCACAGCCUUCAUCGACUUUGUGGAAAAGGACCGAGAGCCUGGGGCUGAAAAGACGAACAACGGGAUCCAUUACCGCCUCCGCUUGGUCUAUAAUAAUGGUCUUCGGACGGAGCAGGACCUCUACGUGCGGCUCAUUGACUCCAUGUCCAAGCAGGCUAUCAUUUAUGAGGGGCAGGACAAGAACCCCGAAAUGUGCCGAGUGCUGCUCACCCACGAGAUCAUGUGCAGCCGGUGCUGUGACCGGAAGAGCUGUGGCAACCGGAACGAGACGCCCUCAGACCCAGUCAUUAUUGACAGGUUCUUCCUCAAGUUCUUCCUCAAAUGCAACCAGAACUGCCUAAAGAAUGCGGGGAAUCCCCGAGACAUGCGCCGCUUCCAGGUGGUGGUGUCCACGACGGUGAGCGUGGACGGACACGUGCUGGCCGUGUCCGACAACAUGUUUGUGCACAACAACUCCAAGCACGGCCGCAGGGCGCGCCGCCUGGACCCCUCCGAAGCUGCCACCCCCUGCAUUAAGGCCAUCAGCCCCGGGGAGGGCUGGACCACAGGCGGCGCCACCGUCAUUGUCAUCGGCGACAACUUCUUCGACGGGUUGCAGGUCGUGUUUGGGAACGUGCUUGUGUGGAGCGAGCUCAUCACGCCCCACGCGAUACGGGUGCAGACGCCCCCGCGGCACAUUCCCGGGGUGGUAGAGGUGACCCUCUCCUACAAGUCCAAGCAAUUUUGCAAAGGAGCCCCGGGCCGCUUUGUCUACACAGCCCUGAAUGAGCCCACCAUUGACUAUGGAUUCCAGAGACUACAGAAAGUCAUUCCCAGACACCCUGGAGAUCCUGAGCGGCUGCCCAAGGAAGUGCUGUUGAAGCGGGCGGCCGACUUAGCCGAGGCUCUGUACGGAGUGCCCAGCAGUAACCAGGAGCUCCUCCUGAAGCGCGCGGCGGACGUGGCCGAGGCUCUGUACAGCGCCCCCCGCGCGCCCGCGCCGCUCGGACCCCUGACCCCAAGCCACCCGCACCCCGCCGUCAUGGGCAUCAACGCCUUCAGCAGCCCACUGGCCAUCGCCGUCGGGGACGCCACGCCGGGGCCGGAGUCGGGCUAUGCGCGCAGCUGCAGCAGCGCGUCCCCCCGCGGGUUCGCGCCCAGCCCCGGCUCGCAGCAGAGCAGCUACGGCAGCGGCCUCGGAGCUGGCCUCGGCGGCUACGGGGCACCAGGCGUGGCCGGCCUCGGCGUGCCCGGGUCCCCUAGCUUCCUCAAUGGCUCCACGGCCACCUCACCCUUUGCCAGACUUCUCGAGGAGGCUGGUGCCCCCUGCCGGAAGCCUGAGGGAACUCAGGGCUCGAGAAAAGUGAGCUUCCACCUGGCUCCAGGCCCUGCAGGAGCCUUGGUCGGCGAGGCAGGGGUCGCAGGAGGGAAGAUGUGGCCCCCAGCGAUCUGGCUGGCCGGAGCGAGCGAAUUUUGUGUGCUCAGACAGCUGGGUUCACAGUUUGGGUGUCCAAAUCAGGAGCUGUCUGACAUUCAGCAAGUUGCUUUACUUCUUUGAACUUCAGUUUCCUCUCUGUAAAAUGCGAUCAGUAUCACCCCCUGCCUAAGGUUGUUCUCAGAUCUGAGUGUUCCGCUGUGCAUAAAGAGCCCAGGCACAAUUCAGAAAGAGUGUAUGAUUUCCCAGUCUCAGCACUGACUGUAGGCACUAACCAUCCUCUGGCUUCUUGAGGUGGGCAGCUCAGAGCUGGGUGGAUGGGCACAGAGCUUUUAUGCUUUUAGCGUUUUGCGCUGCCCUCAAGUCCCUCCUUCCAAUACCAAAUUCCAGAACAGCCUGUUUACAGCUCCUUAUAGCUUAGCUAUUCAGCAGACAUUUAUAAAGCACCUACUGUGUGCCAAGCAUCAGGCUUGGGGUUAACUCCACCCCAGCUCGCCUGCAGGGAGCCUCCCUAUCAGUUGGAAGAAAGGUUGUACCUCGAGUCUUGGGAGACACUGCUGAGCCAGAGGAAUGAGGAAGGCUGCCCAAGAGGAGCUGGUUGUGGCUUUUCCUGGAUUCCCUUGCCUGUGCCCUGUCUUAUGUCUGCUAUUGCUGAGGAUCAAAAUAUCUGGCCCAUGCCUAGCCUUCCUGAGUACUGUUCUUUCUGGCUGUGGGCGUGAGACUGGCUCUCUCCUCGUGGCCUGUGAUCCACUUCUAGGACUCGAAGCCUCAUAUGCCAGUGUCCACACAGGUCAUGACCCUCUCGUGUCCCUGCCAAGACCCGAUCUCUCCUGGCCCUUUGCUCAGGCCAGGCUCCACUGCUCCCACUUCCCUUCAGUUCUGGGAAAGCACUCUUACAACCUCUCUCUGGGUGCCCCUCGGAUUUGAAACUGGUUGGGGCUGGAAUACCAGCCCCUCCCCACCACACACAGUGCUGUCAGUGGAGGAGCACACUACCCCAGUGGACAGAAGCCAGCCCAGCUGGGGUUUCCCCAUGCAGCCAGAGGAUUGAGAAUUCUAGAGCUGCUUAAGCACCACAUCAGCUGGGGACAUCCUGGACUCACCCGAGGGUCCGUCCCACCUCCUGAUAUUGUCUUAACCAGUGCUUACCCAGAUCCCCAUCCAUUCCCCGUGUGCACGUGCUUUGUGGCACAGCUCCAGGGGGUCUCAUUCUCAUUGAGUCUGCCAGGACAUGGCUGGAAUGACCCCCAGAACUGUUCCAGAUGGGGGGUCUGGGGUUGUUUGCUUGGGCCUCCCCUUAGUCUUCUGCUUUGGCUGCCAGCAGCCCUGGACUGACCUGCAACUCCCAGUACUGCCCAAGCUACAACAUGUGUCUGCGAGCCCCAGGCCUUAAGAGAUAGAGUACAUUUUCUGGCAUUAGUCUCAAGCCCUCCAUGGAGCUUCAUGGACCUCAUCAGCUAGCUGUGAGCAUUGUCUUAAAGGAGAUGGCGAUCCAUGAGGCUGAGAACAUUUGGAACAGGGACAGCUGUUGAAGGCAUCAUUGUAUGGGGGUGGGGAGGGCAGGGGCGGCUCUGAUAGCAAAGGCAGUCUUCUCGGGCUAUUGGUUUCUUCCAGGAGGUCCCCACCCCCACCCCAUUGCCAGCUGCUUAGACAACACUCAAAUCACAGACUUAUUGGUCUUCAGAAGAAAGAGGCAGGGAAUGGGGUUCAGAUGAGGAUGUAGAAAGGGGGAUCCAGAGAUGCCCUGGGCAGGAGCCCCCAGGAGAGGAGGCUGCAGGAAAGAGGAGCAGGCAAAGCCCAUGUGCAGGAGGCUCCCGGGCUAUUCCCAGGAGAGCAGCCACAGCCCUAGAUGGCUAGGGGGUUGAAGAACAGGAAGAUCUGAGGAUGUAGGUCCCUACACCUUUCUUUAAAAUUGACAAGCUGGAAGAGAGAGAUGCAGGAGGGCUCCAGGACCCUGGCUGGAGACAGCAAGGACCUGCAUUAAGCUGGCAGAGAACAGAGUGCCCGGGGUGGGGGGUAAUUGGUAAGGGGAGCAUAUUUGUGGAGGAAGUUAGGGUGCUCAUCGCGUGAACUGUGAUUCUGGACAGAGAAGCCUUAUAACAGGAGCCUGUGUGAAGGACCUAAACUUCAUCGCCGACCACUUGCCCCAGCUCUGCUAUGAACUCUGAUCUUUGACUCUAACUGUGGUACCCCAGGACCGGUAAAUGUUUGUUAGCAUCUCGGAAUCCCAGCAGUUUUCAGCAGGAAACCUAACUUGUUCCUUCUCUCACUAAUCCUUCAUCUUUGGGGACACCUCCCAGUAUUUGGUUUUGUUGGAUGUUCUAGUUUUGCUUUCAUUUUUACCUAGUCUGAUCCUGUCACCUCCAGCCCUGAGAAAGGGUCUCCAAAACCCCCAAAAAUGCAAGUACU
This is a messenger RNA of Diceros bicornis minor, 4402 nucleotides long. It is a transcript of the gene EBF4, whose product is annotated as EBF family member 4. The record is from RefSeq and is a predicted model, not a curated record. Gene Ontology annotation, molecular function: DNA-binding transcription factor activity, RNA polymerase II-specific; RNA polymerase II cis-regulatory region sequence-specific DNA binding. The coding region runs from base 17 to 2116 and encodes 699 amino acids. NCBI's taxonomy places the organism in Eukaryota, Metazoa, Chordata, Mammalia, Perissodactyla, Rhinocerotidae. Gene Ontology annotation, biological process: regulation of transcription by RNA polymerase II. The transcript has 16 exons.